AAGCAAAGCUAAAACCUUUGACAAUAUUACCGAAGCUUAUCAAUACCAAAAUAUUGUAGAUGAUCAGAAUCUGAUCCGAAAUUUGUAAACCCUAAUUCUCAAGUGAUGUUGACUCUCUACGGUCAAGAAAGCUCGCCGGAGGGUACCAGUAGCACAAGUAACAAUAAUCGGGAUGAGACGCCGGAGACCGCCGUGAGAGAUAUCCACGCGCUUGCUCCGGUGUUGCCACCACCGCCUGCCAUGCGAGGCUAUUUUUCUCCGACGAGAUCAGCGACGACGAACAUGAGCGAAGGAGCUUCUUCCGGGGAAAACUUUACAACCAUAAGCAGAGAGUUCAACGCUCUAGUCAUCGCCGGCUCCUCCAUGGGAAACAACAACGAACGUCCAACGACUAGUGACGCCACGCAACGUGACGACUUGACGAGGAUCCACGAGGAGAGGGACGAAGAAGAGGAGACGAACCCGUUGGCUAUCGUGCCGGAUCAGUAUACGGGUUCGGGUCUGGAUCAGGGAACUAGAGAUGGGUCGGGUCAGGUUCAGGGUCGGGUUGGGACGUCGUCGGUGCAAAGGGUGAAGAGAGAAGAGGUGGAAGCGAAGAUAACGGCGUGGCAGACGGCAAAACUAGCUAAGAUCAAUAACAAGUUUAAGAGAGAAGACGCCGUUAUUAACGGUUGGGUUAACGAGCAAGUCGAUAAGGCCAAUUCCUGGAUGAGAAAGAUCGAGAGGAAGGUAGAGGAGAGAAAAGCGAAAGCAAUGGAGAAGACGCAGAACAAAGUGGCGAAGUCAAAGAGGAAAGCGGAGGAGAGGAGAGCAACGGCCGAGGCAAAGAGAGGGACUGAGGUUGCAAAAGUUAAUGAAGUUGCUAAUCUCUUGCGAGCCGUUGGUCGUCCUCCUGCCAAACGUUCUUUCUUCUCCUUUUCCUAAUUUUUAGUUUGUUGAUCAAACAUAAUUUUAAGUAUUCUCAUUCUUGCAUAUAUUUUUGUUAUUUGCGGAAAAAUGGGACAUUUUUUAGGACUUAUAUACACAGAUCGUUGAAAUA
Messenger RNA from Eutrema salsugineum, 1039 nucleotides. RefSeq names its product remorin 4.1. The record is from RefSeq and is a predicted model, not a curated record. The coding region runs from base 106 to 924 and encodes 272 amino acids. NCBI's taxonomy places the organism in Eukaryota, Viridiplantae, Streptophyta, Magnoliopsida, Brassicales, Brassicaceae. The transcript has 2 exons.